AUGAUUUUGGCAGUUACAACGAGAGCUCAAGCCGCGCGACAAACAUUUUCAGAUGGUACGACCACGACACAAAAGGUUAAUGCGGUUUCGCAGCUAGUCCAGGAUCAUCAGUCCGACCCUAUUCCACAAGAAGAAAAAAUCACUGUUUUUAAUUACGAUGAUCUUCGGCGAUAUCAACAAAAUGAUGAAGAAGUAAAACAGAUAAUUGAACAGUUAAAAACGCCUAAAUAUAAACAACUCUAUUUUUUAAAAGAUGAGCUACUCAUGCGCCGACAAAAACCCAAACUUUCUGUCCCAUUCGUACCAGCAGGUAAACUUCGAGUAUCUAUUCUGAAAGCCUAUCAUGAUACUCCGGCUAAUGGAGCCCAUUUUGGGCGUGACAAAACACUGAAACGAAUUCAGGAACGAUAUUUUUGGCCGUCAUUGCAUCGUGAUACAAAAAAUCAUGUGAAAUCCUGUCUUCCCUGUCUUCAGUACAAUCAUUCAAGACGAAAGUGUGAUGGAGCACUAAAGCCGAUUAAACCACCGGAGGGUGUCUGGCAGCUAUUAGCGAUGGAUUAUCACGGUCCAAUUAUCCCAUCAUCGGCGAGAGGACAUAAGUAUAUUAUAUCUAUCACCGAUAUUAUGUCUAAAUUUGUUAUUGCUAAAGCCGUGCGCGACAACAGUGCAAAAACGGCUGCAGAAUUUCUUCAGCAGGAAGUAAUCACUAAAUACGGGACACCCCGAUGUAUACUAACGGACAAUGGAUCACAUUUCACAGCAAUGAUGUUUAACAACCUAUUAAAAAGCAUUGGGGCGACACAUCUUUAUUCAACACCUUAUCAUCCUCAGACAAAUGGUCAAAUAGAACGAUUUAAUGCAACAAUGGAUGCGAAAAUCGCGGUGCUAGCUAAUGAACGAAAAACAAACUGGCAUGAACAGUUAUCUUUUGUUACAUUUAUCUAUAAUACCAGCGUACACGCCACCACCAAACACAUUCCAUUUGAGUUAAUGUAUGGCAGAAAACCUGUCCUACCAUUCGAUCCUCAGUCCUCAGUUGUAUCGACAAUGGAAAGGGACGAAUAUUUACAGUAUGCGAAGGACUACAUUUCGUCUCUAACCCAGGAUAUGAAACGAAUUGUCCUCAACAGUCAACGAAAAUACAAGGAGAAGUACGAUUUAAAUCGAAGUAAUCCAACAUAUUCAAUAGGAGACUUAGUUCUUGUCAAAACAACAGCGGCGAGAAAUAAGUUUUCUGUGCGUAAUGAAGGUCCGUUUCGGGUGCAGAAACAAUUGGGACCGAAAACGUAUGUUGUUGAGCACGUGCGAAAACCAGAAUAUCAAAAACAAAUCAAGUUUUAUUAUUUUUAA
Didymodactylos carnosus is the source of this 1350-nucleotide messenger RNA. NCBI's taxonomy places the organism in Eukaryota, Metazoa, Rotifera, Eurotatoria, Philodinida, Philodinidae. The record is from the annotation of a GenBank genome assembly.